UGUACGUGGUUCGUCAUCCUGUGCAGCUCCUUUCUUCUGCUUCUCUUUUGGGGUUACUUCUGGUUGAUGGCUCGAAAUGAUUUUAAUGACUUCAAUUGGCUGGUGUACAACCGUUCUGGAGAAUGGAGAGAUGAGACAAUGCCCAUCCUCGCUUCCACCACUGUGGGAUUCAGCUACGUCACAUUCUUACUGAUCUUAGCACUUUUCCACAUAUCUUUGGGCCAGCAGCUGAAUCUCUACUGGGUUCACAAGAUGGGGGUGCUGGCUACACUGCUCACCACCAUCUCUGGUGUCAUUUUUGUCGAUGACUUAUGGGGAGACGAGUGGGACAUUCUGCUUGCGUCACUGCAGUACACAGCACCUUUCCUGCAUCUUGGCGCCCUGGUAACAGUGACAGCUAUCAGCUGGCUGGUAGCUGGAUAUGUUGUCCGCAGAGAGAGAUCCAAUAUCCAGGUGAUGGUGUUGUUUAUCUACACUGUAGUCCUCCUUGCUCUCUGUUUGGCACCGCUCACGUUCACCUGCCCCUGCAUCAUGGACCGUCAUAGCCUCAAACCGCGACCAAGCGUCAUUGGCCGAAGAGGAGCUCCUAUGCUGGCUGCAGAGAACACCGUGGUGUCCUUCAACAGAGCCCUGCAGCAUGGUGCCAGCUCCUUGGAGGCUGAUGUCACCAUAAGUGUCGAUGGGGUUCCCUUCCUCAUGCGAGACCACACUCUGAGGCGGACCACAGAUGUCACUAAGGUGUUUCCAGCCAGACAGUAUGAAGAUGCCUCCUUUUUCAACUGGACAGAGAUCCGCUCUCUCAAUGCAGGCCAGUGGUUUUUGGAGAGUGACCCCUACUGGACAGCAGCCUCACUGACAGCGAAGGAGCGGAGCAGAAUAGGCAACCAGACGGUUUGCAGUCUGGUGGAAAUGCUUCGUCUGGCAGCCAAGGCCGACAGCUCCGCGCUGCUCAACAUUCACAAACCUCCACCAGAGCACCCACGCUACCGCAGCUGGUUCAUGGACACGCUGCGGGCUGUGCAGAAAGCGGGGAUUCCCCUGAAGAGGGUGACGUGGACCCCCGACACAGACAGGGGGAGGGUGCGAGGGCUUCACCAGACCACAAGUGAGAAGCUGUCAGUGGAAGCGAUAAGGCAGAGAGGAAUUACAAGUCUGACCCUCCACUACAGCAAGGCUAGCCACAAAGAGCUACAGGAGUACCUGGCCAAUAAUGUGAGUGUGACUGUCUACCCGGUGAAUGAGCCCUGGCUCUACUCCAUUCUGUGGUGUAGUGGGGUGCCUUCUGUGUCUUCUGAUGCCCCCCAUGUCCUCCGAAAGGUGCCUUAUCCCAUCUGGCUCAUGAGCCAGAGCGCUUACAACUUCAUCUGGAUGACUUCAGAUCUAGUGUCCGUCGCCAUAGUCAUAGGGGUUUUCUUUUUUCAGAAGUGGAGGAUGAGCGGGAUGCAAAACUAUAACCCAGAACACAUCAUGUUGAGCGCUGUAGCGCGACGGUCCAGUCGUGACGUCAACAUCAUGAAGGAGAAGCUCAUAUUCUCAGAGCUUAACAAUGGGCUCAGCAGUACAGAAGAACUUUCUCUGUAUCCCGAGAAUGGCUACGUCAGAUAUUCUCAUGGAGGCCUCAGUCGCUGACCAGAACAGCCACAGCUGCAAACUUGAGUUUGACGUCAGAGAUCUGACACGUCUUCUUUCAUCAGGGUGCUGAUCUGCUGAGCACAUAUCACGUUUAAGUCCUGACAAUUAAAAGUUUUCCAUUUAUGGCCUGUUGCUUACUUUUCUUAAUCUUCCAUCAAUCUACCCAUCCACUGGGUAGUGAUUUCUCCAUGAUGACAAACUUGGGAGUGUUUUAAUAUCAUGUAUUUGGCUGUUUUCUCAGUUGUUCCAUGUACUAUUACCAGUUUCAGCCAAAUUCUUCUGAUAAUGUUAGCCAUUAACAUUUCUGUUCUAAGAAGAUAUUUUGUUGGCUUAAAUUACCGUAUUUUCCGGACCAUAAAGCGCACCGGAUUAUAAGGCGCAUUAAGCGAAACAAAACAGUCAGAUAAGUCAA
This is a messenger RNA of Neolamprologus brichardi, 2044 nucleotides long. The record is from RefSeq and is a predicted model, not a curated record. Lineage: Eukaryota; Metazoa; Chordata; Actinopteri; Cichliformes; Cichlidae.